AUGGUAGCUCUCAGCUUCGCCCUCGCAGUCGGUCUUCUAUCCGGUCAUGUCUCUGCCAACUCCCUCGGGUCGAGCUCAUUGGCGGCAAGUAGCCAAGCUCACACACCUGUAGUGAGCUGCCGGACAAAGCUAGGCACAAACUCGUUGGCAUCAGUGCCUACAACGACUAUCACUCGUCGCAUUCAUGACCCGAGCCCAGUGGUGGUCUUAAGUACAACUCGGGACACUGUGACGUUUACCCCGGUGCUGACAGUCACCGGGACGGAGUACGAGACGUCUACUGUCACUUCUACAACAGACGCUAUCACCGAUACCUUCUCAACUACUUCCACUGAAUUUGACACGGCGACAGUGACUAUCACGCCCGAUCCAAGUACCUUGACGGUCUUCGCGACCGUGUCGACGACGAUUACACAAACCUCGACAAUCGCUACCUCGCCAGGCUUUAUUCCCAUUGCUGAUACCCUACCUACCGGUACGGCAAAUAAGCGAUCUUUAGUGGAGGAGGACUGCUCUCCUGGGCUAGAUGAUUACGAGUAUCCCGAAGAAGUAGUCUGCCACGAGAAGAUUAUCCUCAAGACGACAACAGUCUCAACAGUGACGGGAUCUCCUCUUACUAUGACCGCCGCGGCGUCGACCUCAACGGUGAUUAUCACCAACACUAUCACUACUAGCUCAGUGAUUGUUCCUUCGGAUGUAUCCACCACAUUGAGCUACAGCACCACCUCUACUAUUACCGAGACAUCUUCAGCUCCCGCCGAAACGAGCAUUGUCACAGCAACCACGACCGUCACCGGCGCUGUUACUACGACUUCCGCUUACGCAGCAUGUGCGACCAACAAUAUCGCUGGCAGCCCGCUUUCUUCGGAAUUUGGCUCUUUUGCGGGAAAAUAUGUUUACGCGCUUGAGUUCACUCAUAUUCCCGGUGAAACUCUUACUGUCGGCGACACUGAUUCUGGGUAUGACUGCUGCGCUUCCUGUCUCGAAAGCUCUACCUGCGCAAUGAGCUAUUACUACUCUACAUCAGCGGUCGCAUAUUGCUAUUUGAUCCACUCGACAGCAUGCUCAGUGGGUUCUACUUAUGGCACGGCAUACCUUGCCGAUGGUCAAAGCUAUGUACAACUGUUCAACGGCAACUGUGGCACCAUCAAGGGUGAGCUUUCUGGAUAG
This is a messenger RNA of Penicillium maclennaniae, 1170 nucleotides long. RefSeq lists its product as uncharacterized. The record is from RefSeq and is a predicted model, not a curated record. The transcript has a single exon. The coding region runs from base 1 to 1170 and encodes 389 amino acids. NCBI's taxonomy places the organism in Eukaryota, Fungi, Ascomycota, Eurotiomycetes, Eurotiales, Aspergillaceae.